AUGUCAGAAACAAAACAAGAAUGUUGUGCUUGUGGACCUGGUUAUAAAUCGCCUUUAGACGCCUUCAAAAAUGCUCCUCGUGAGAAGAUUAUUUUUGUGACCUGUCCUAAUGUUGACCAAGCUAAACCUGAUAUGUUGGCGACUGUAGAUGUUGAUCCAAAGAGUGAGGACUAUUGCAAGAUAAUUGGCAAAAUAGAGGUUCCAAAUGCUUCAGAUGAGGUUCACCACACUGGUUGGAAUAUUUGUUCUUCGUGCCAUGAGGAUGCUGGACGUAAACGUUCGCAUUUAAUUUUGCCGUGCUUAAACUCUUCGCGUAUUUAUAUAAUUGACGUUACAAAGGAUCCGAAGAAGCCUGAACUUACCAAGACAAUUGAGCCAAAACAACUCUUUGAUUUGGGGGUUGGUUUCCCUCAUACUACACAUUGCCUUGCUGAUGGAACUAUUAUGAUUAGCACAUUGGGUGAUGAGAAGGAUUCCCCAAAAGGUUUUAUUUUAACUUUCAUGAUGGGAAAUUACGAUAUUUUUCAUGCAACUCAGUGCCUGCGGACGAUUUAUUUUUCUUUGCCUAAAAAUCCAUUUUCAGGCGAUUUUCUGCUUGUCAACUCUGAAACCUUUGAGCCAAUAAGUCGCUGGAUUCCUGAGGGUCAAAAUGCGUUGCCUUAUAAUUAUGACUUUUGGUAUCAACCUCGUCGUGGAUUGAUGAUCAGCACAGAGUGGGGAAGCCCAAAAAGUAUUAAGCAAGGUUUUAAUCCUGCAAAUGUUGAUAAGGACUAUGGUCAUUCUGUACAUGUCUGGGAUUGGCAGAAACGUCAACUUAUUCAGACAAUUUCUCUUCAACAACCAGAAGGCAAUAUUCCUCUGGAAGUCCGUUUUCUUCAUGAACCAUCGCGAGCACAUGCUUUUGUGGGAACUGCUUUAGGUUCGGCUAUCUUCCAUUUUUGGCGUAAUGAGGAAGGCCCGGGUCAGAUGGAACAUUCAAUGGUUGCUGCUAUUCCACCAAAAAAAGUACAAGGAUGGGCACUUGAAUGGAUGCCAGCACUUAUAACUGACAUUCUUGUCUCAAUGGAUGAUCGUUUUUUGUACAUUUCUUGUUGGUUACACGGAGAUAUUCGUCAAUAUGAUAUUACAGAUCCGGCAAACCCAAAACUUGUUGGACAGUGUUUUAUUGGUGGUUCGAUACAUAAAGAAAGUGGAGUGAAAGUUCUCGAAGACAAGGAAUUGACGUCACAACCUGAACCUCUUUUUGUCAAAAACAAAAUUGUGCAAGGAGGACCUCAAAUGUUACAAUUGAGUUUGGAUGGACGACGUCUUUAUGUGACCAAUUCUUUGUAUUCUGUUUGGGAUAAACAAUUCUAUCCAAAAUUGUUGAGGUGGGUUAAAAGUUUUUUUUAUUUUUUGAAGGGUGUGCGAAAUUUUAUUUUGUUCUUUUUUGCGCUUAUUAGGAAUUUUUAA
Molecule: messenger RNA, 1452 nt
Organism: Meloidogyne enterolobii
Lineage: Eukaryota; Metazoa; Nematoda; Chromadorea; Rhabditida; Meloidogynidae
Source: the annotation of a GenBank genome assembly